CACCCCGCUCCAGACGGCGGGAGCAUGGUGGUGCUGAAGGGCGUCCCGGCGCUGCUGUCCCCGGAGCUGCUCUACGCCCUGGCGCGGAUGGGGCAUGGAGACGAGAUCGUUCUUGCAGACGUGAACUUCCCCACCUCCUCCAUAUGCAGGUGUGGCCCGGAGGAGAUCCGCGCUGACGGCCUGGGCAUCCCACAGCUCCUGGAAGCCGUGCUAAAGCUGCUGCCCCUGGACACCUACGUGGAGAGCCCGGCUGCUGUCAUGGACCUGGUGCCCAGCGACAAGACAAAGGGCCUUCAGACUCCGGUGUGGAGGAGCUACCAGUCCAUCCUGUCCGGGGCCGGCUGCAUGAACACCCUGGCGAAGAUAGAGAGGUUUGAGUUUUAUGAGCGGGCCAAAAAGGCUUUUGCUGUUGUAGCAACUGGGGAGACGGCCCUCUACGGAAACCUCAUCCUCACGAAGGGGGUGCUGGCCCCCGAUGCCCUGUUCUAGGCCAGGUGAAGACUGCCAGGCCCAGAGAGGAAUCUGGAUCUCUGAGCCACACGACCGAAGCUGGCCCCCCUCAGCAGCACUCAGACUGUUCCCAGUCAGGAGAACUGGGGACAGGCUGGUCCUGGGAGGGGGCCCUGGGAAUGGGAUGCACCCAAUUUAUGAAAAUGUGGGAAAGUGUAGUGAUUUGUCAGUGUUCCGUCCAGAGGUUUCAGCAGCAGCCCCAUCCUCACAAAGGCUUGUUUGGUUCCAAGCACUGGGAACCCACUGGCUCCAUGGAACACCCCUCCCUCUGCCCCCUCGCUGCCUCUUCAGGUGGGAAGUGACGCUCCCCUCCCUCCUGCAGGUCUGGGACAAUAGCUCACUGGAGACCCCACAGGGGGCCUGGGUGGGAGCCAUGACUAUGUAAGAGGCCUGAAGGUGGGUGGAGCCACUGCCCAGGUGGCCCUGAGUGGAGAGACUACAGACACACAGGUGACCUUUGAGAAGUCCAAGUCCAAGAGGGCAGGUGUCAGGGGCUGGUCUGGAUGCUCCAGGAGGUGCUCACAUGUGUGGGUGCUGGUGAGGUUGAGGACUGGUCAGCGGGGCCCCACGCCUGUGUUCCCUGCUCCUUCUCUCCAGUGGUUGAGUGCCUGCUGCAUACACAGCAGCCUGAACUGUCCUGGGAAAUGGGUGAGUGGGGGUAAAGUGCCAGAGGACUCCCCUUGCGCAGCAGGCAGAGGGCCAGCAGGCCCAAAGGCACGUAUAGGAAGCUAUCAUGGCUUCCAGCAUGAGGCUUGGGGUGGGCCCCAGGGUCUCCCCGAACCCUCCCCUUCCCCUUAAGACCUUCUUCCAGCUGAGUGGGUGUAGGAGUUGGCAUGACCAGGGGCCCCUGGGCCUCAGAGGCUGGGGAAGGGCCCCCUGCUGGGGACCGGGUUGGUGUCCCACACGUCGAAGAGAAUCCGGAGGGAAGGCCAGCCCCCCAAGCUGCAGAUCUGGGGCUCAGCCUGGGGAAGGGACCCUGCUCUGGGCCAGUUACUGCCAGGGCUUAACCUCAGACCCAUGACUCCACUUGUAGCCCCACAAAGGCUUUUCUUUAAACAGCUUUAUUGAGACUUAACUGACAUCAUAAACUACACAUUUAAAGUGUACAGUUAAAUA
Molecule: messenger RNA, 1626 nt
Organism: Hyaena hyaena (striped hyena)
Lineage: Eukaryota; Metazoa; Chordata; Mammalia; Carnivora; Hyaenidae
Gene: FUOM
Product: fucose mutarotase
Exons: 6
Coding region: 25-489 (154 amino acids)
Biological process (GO): fucose metabolic process
Molecular function (GO): racemase and epimerase activity, acting on carbohydrates and derivatives; fucose binding
Source: RefSeq, a predicted model, not a curated record